UAAGUUACAGGGACCGUUCCCAUGGUAACUGCAGGAUCCAAGUGUAAACAAGUUCUCUGACAACAAGGACAGUGCAACAUUGUCAGCUAUAUGGCAGUAAUCCGGAGGAAAGCGCCCCGGGGCAAGAAAGGGAAAAGGAAGAAGAAAGCUGGAAAACAUGAAGCAAAAGCGGAUAAACAGCAGGAAGCAGAGCGAGCGAAGGCAAAUGUGUCCUUGUGGGAGUCCAUGCUGAAGGCGACCGAAUUUUCCAGAUCAGAGUACCGGGAUGCAGCCCGCAGCCUGGCCCGGAACAACGAGCAGCUGACCAACAACCAGUAUCAGCUGGAGAAGGACAUGUUGGAUGUCAUAGGGUUUAUGAAGAGACAGGACAUGGAAAAAGAUGAGCUGAUCGAGACAUUGAAGCAACAACUGGUAGAAGAGAAGAAACUUGCUGAAGAAGAGAGGGAGAGGCUGGUGACAACACACAGAAAACAGAUCACUGAUCUGGAAGAGAAGUGUGCGCAGAAAGCGGCACAGAUGCAGAUUCUUAUGUCCGAGCUCAAGCUGAUGAAAGAAUUCCGCCGACGCAAGCCGGAGCUGGAGAGAGAGCUGGACCAGAUUAAGGAUAGCCUUCUCCGAGCCAGCCAGGAUCAUAGAGAAGCUCUGGCCAGUAUGGAGAGACGCAUGCUUCAGGAGAAGCAACGGCUGGAAAAGGAAGCAGAGAAGAAGAUCAUAAUGCUGACUGAGAAUGCCCACACCGAGGCUGUCAUACACGUAGGUGAGGCCGGAAGAUCUGUCUUUAAGGAGAAUGUGCGUCUGAAAGAGGCUCUUUCCUAUCACGUGAAUGAGGCCCGUGAGCUACAGAAAAGCGUCACACAGCUUCAGGCCAGGACGAAGCAACUGCUGCUGGAACAGGAAACCAGCGAGCAGCUGGUGCAGGAGAAGGUCCUGCAAGGGUCUCAGAAGAGCGCUCACAUACAGGAGCUGCAGCUGACAGUGAGAGCCCUGGAGCAGGCUCUGCAGGCAGCGACGCUGGAGAAAGAGGGCGCCAUUCAGAAGUCGCAGCUCAGGAUGGAGGUGGCGGACCAGGCAGAGCGGGUGGAGCUGCAGAAGCUGCAGAAAAUGCUGGAGAUGAAAGACCGAGAGCUGAAUCGUGUAAAGAAGCUUUCCCACAACAUACUGCAGGAGCGGACAGAGGUGGAACGCUUCUUCCUAGAAGCCCUGGAGCAGGUGAAGCAGGAGAUUAAAUCCAGCAGGAGCUAUUAUCAGAAGAUGGCCCAGGCAGCAUAUCACAGCCGGAUGCUGCAGGCAGCGGCAGGAACGGAGCAGUACCCCAAGAUCAGGACGUUCCAUAACAAGGACCAUAGCACCAACGAUGUCAGCCAGGACCUCACGGAGGCUGAGAAAUGGUCCCAUCUACAGGCUGGGAGAGUUGACGUCGGAGAUCUGACAUGGGAGCAGAAAGAGAAAGUGCUGCGGCUGCUGUUUGCGAAGAUGAAUGGUUCGGUCAUCAGGAAAAGGACUCCUGGAUGGAGAAACGCGAUGGUCCCAGCAGGCAAGAAGGAGAAAGGGCAUCGUCCCAGGGAACAUGGGGAAAUGGCGGAGAGUUCCAGCACAGUCUUCAUAACGCAACACGUAACAGAUCAGUCGCUGACUAGUUUGGUGUUACCAGAUAUCCACAUGUUGCAAAACGUCAAGUUAUCGGCUGAGAGACCGCGUUUAUCCGAGACCGCCUGAGACCACCGCAUCUGUAUUCAUACAUCUCUAUAUCACUGUAUGAUGUGAGCGGCCUUUUCAUGUACCGGCAAAUAAAAGGUGUUUCUCUCUUA
Messenger RNA from Pseudophryne corroboree (corroboree frog), 1808 nucleotides. RefSeq names its product basal body orientation factor 1 (gene BBOF1). Lineage: Eukaryota; Metazoa; Chordata; Amphibia; Anura; Myobatrachidae. Bases 91 to 1716 code for a protein of 541 amino acids. The record is from RefSeq and is a predicted model, not a curated record. The transcript has 11 exons.